Molecule: messenger RNA, 4081 nt
Organism: Ixodes scapularis (black-legged tick)
Lineage: Eukaryota; Metazoa; Arthropoda; Arachnida; Ixodida; Ixodidae
Product: peptidyl-prolyl cis-trans isomerase NIMA-interacting 1
Exons: 3
Coding region: 53-532 (159 amino acids)
Cellular component (GO): cytosol; nucleus
Molecular function (GO): peptidyl-prolyl cis-trans isomerase activity; protein binding
Source: RefSeq, a predicted model, not a curated record
UACCGCCGCCGCCGCUGCGAUUGGACGAACGUUUCCAUUUUGGAUUUUCAGAAUGGCGGGCGAUUUACCGAAAGGCUGGGAAAAACGGCUGAGCCGUUCCACAGGGGAGCACUACUAUCUGAACGUGCUGACCAAGGAGAGCCAGUGGGACGUGCCAACGGAGCCCGCCACGGACAUCCCGAUGGCGGCGGCCAAGGGCCAAGUGUGGUGCUCGCACCUGCUAGUCAAGCACCGGGACUCCCGGAGGCCCUCCUCCUGGAGGGAGGAGAAGAUCACCCGCUCCAAGGAGGAGGCCCUCGACAUCAUCAAGGGCUACAGGGAGCAGAUAGCGUCGGGCAAGGCCACCUUCGAGGAGCUGGCAACGCAGUUCAGCGAUUGCAGCUCGGCCAAGAACAAGGGUGACCUGGGCACCUUCGGCCGGGGCGCAAUGCAGAAACCCUUCGAGGAGGCCGCCUUCGCGCUCAACGUUGGCGAGCUCUCGGAGCCCGUUUUCACAGACUCCGGCGUGCACCUGAUUCUCAGGACGGCCUGAGCACACCUCCUUUCCCGUCCUUCUCUCUUCUGCUCUGUCAUAGCCUCGCUGUUGCCUCUUCUUCCUUUUUCUUUUUUUUAGUCUUCCCCCAGAAAUGCUCUAAACUUCAUUUCAUGUUACAACGGACCACAGUGGACACUACAAGUCAAUCCAGCACAACGUAUCGGUGUGACUACGCGUCCCGGGCGUGUCUGCGUCCCUCCCGAAGGUUACAUGACACUCCCACGGCAUUCGAACGACUGCAAUGGCUCGUGGCGUCCUCUGCCGUCCGUCGUAAGGCGAUACAGAUUAUAGUAGAUGGGUUCUUACUGUUGUUCAAAUCGAGACCCUGGAAGAAUCUAGAUCCUUAUGCAUCCGAACACAAAAAAAUUUGUGCUGGGUUUCCUCCUCGGCACUCCGAUUGGGCGAGCGAAUUCGCUGCAAAGAGGGAGGGAAUGUAUGUUUUGGAUUGCAUAUGUUAUGUAUUAUGAAUUUUUGAUGUCUGGAUAUCUUAGACUGCCCAUGCUUGUUUAGAACUUUUUCUGAACAGAAUCAGAUCUGCUUUGCUCAGAGGGGUUUACUGUUGAAGCGUAGUAUGAAACAGUGCAUCAAAAUUCCGUCGGUUCGAAAGAUGCGCCGUAGCUUUAGAGCCUCGUCUGAUUGGGAGUUUCGCCGUAUGCGUGUCUUUCUUCUGUUUUGCUGCCGAAGCACUUUGUUUCGCUGUAAACUUACUUUCUGCUACUGCCACUCCUUGUGGUGGCUACCUCUUUCGUUCACUCUUUUGUAGCUCUAGUAUUGCGUAUGACUGGUGGUGUUGCUAGAUGCUAAACGUAUAUCGUUGAGCACAAGUCCGUGUCUAGAAAAGUGGCCGUGCUUUAGUUUUCACAAUUUUGAAACUGGCCCAGCCUACCAAGUAUCCGAAAAUUUGGUUGCAGAAUGUAUCCUCCACCAUUUUUUUUCUUUUCACUCGUUGUUUUCCCCAGUUUGAUCCUGACAAUUGCUUUCUACAUGCCAGUAGAUUUUCCUGCCCCGUCACACAGCACGCUAAUAGUAGUUUUGACUGGAUGACAACUGCUCCUCCAAAGGCCAGUUUCAAGGCUAGGUGUUUUGCAGCUCAAUUUGUUUUCUUGCAAGGGAUGCCUGAGACAUUUAUGCACCCUGUUUGUCUGCCUACCCUACAGGUUGCACUCUGCGUGCACUUUGGAUCUUAUUUUUUCACAUUUCUUGCCUUUAUAUAUAUAUAUAUAUUGAGAGAAUGUUGAAUAAAGUUAGAAUAAUGGUCGGUGCAGUUCUAGAUUAUUUUUUUUAUUUUAGAAGGUGGGAGAGCUUACCUUCAGUUCACCGCUAAUGUGCAAUGCAGCGAAAUCUAACGACGCUUCACAGAUAUCGUCCCGUCGACGUCUGGGGCAUAGGACAAAUGGAGAGUUGUUACGACAUGUCCGGCAUCUCGAAACAACCUUUGAAAACUCGUUUGUAAACAAACAUGAGCAACUGAGCAGGUCACGAGUCGUCGUUCUGUUUUAAAAAGACAGUUUGCAGAACCACACUAGUGCUACUAAACCAUGUCUCAAUGCCAGCCCAUUUCUCUAAUUUCAUUUAGUUCCCAGAAAGUUGUCGGAUUUCUUUGAGUGCAUGCCACAUCUUGCAUUCGGAGCAUCGAAAAGCAGUCUUAUCUGUGGCACAAUGCAGAUCCGUUGGUUCUGUGGAUUCGCUCUAGACUCGCCUUCCGGUACUUACUCGCACGAGACCUUUCCACUAUGGUUGUGACAUGUUCUGUUAUACAAAGCAGGUGUAGCAGUAUGCUCUGAGCAGUUGGGCCCACAUAGACGACGGACCAAGCUAUGAUAUUAGGUGUCCUUUCCCCCAUUGACUGAGCAGUCCAGAAGAGAAGUGUAAAGUACUGGUAGGUUCCCUUGCUCGUUACAUUUGUUAUAUCCCGGAGACAGUCAAGACUGGAGUGGGCCAUUGCACUAGACUUGUGUGGCUCAUUUUUUCAUUCCACCAGCUGAUAAUUGCAAGGCGGCCAUUUCACACGGACAUUUUGAUGUUCGGGAAAAUCGACACUCCACAAAGAAAACAAAUUUGGUUAAAUUUUCGCAUCUCACUGAAGGUUUCACACCAUAACCUUGGCGAGGAUAAACUGGCAGCGGUGUUCUGGGUGUAAAAGAAGCGGGCGUCCUGAUGGAUUUGUUUUUUUUUAAGCACAUUGCUGAUCUGGCCAGAAAACCUGUGGAGGGAUGGUAGACUUUGUACAUUGGAGUCCCUUGAGCCUCGGGUAUCCAAUGAUAUGUUGCUUUUAAAUGCUUUUUACAAUUUCGUGGGAUACAAGCAGGUGGCAUAUUUUUCUGAUGCUCCAGAGUCUAGCUCACCGCAUGUGGAAAGUGUCUCAUCCAGUUAGAAACGUUUGUCCACAGACAGAUUUAUGCAUGCAGGCAUUUUUCUGUUUCCUUAAAAGCUAAAAGCGAGUGUCAGCAUUCGUGACUGGUCAGUAUUAGUGAAUGGUGGAGGUAGGUUUUGCCUUGUACUUGUAUGCUGGGUCGCCGUUCUUCCAUGGCGGUUGCCUUUUUUUUUGUGUUUUAGGAAGUGCUAAGGCUAAGUCGUCAACUGCCCUAACCUGGAAAACAGUAUUCAAUAAAGAAAGCAUUUCAAAUGGUGUUUCAUGGCAAGGAGUCAUGUUCUGUAUUUUCUGUCAUGGUUGCCAAGGUGGGAGCAAUGUAAAGAGAGGAGUUCCUCUAGGCACCUCUGUUGCGUAGCUGGCGAAAUCCAAUCUUUGAGGCAUUCCGGAAGUACUAUGCAUCAAACUUAAAAUAUUUAAUUUUUUUUUUUUUUUUCUUGUUAUCUUUCAGGCUUUUUUUUAAUUUGUUUGGAAUCUGGGAUUCUUUUAGUACAAAAUUUGUGAUGUCUCGAUCCAAAUGAAAUUGUGAGGUAUACGUCCAAAACAUUAUUCUCUUUUAGUCGGUACUUUUCAGCUGGUCAUUUGCAGUAAUUAUGGGGUAUAUGUGGUUACUAGAUUAAAGCCAUGUUCAUAUCAUUUCAGACGAACUGGGUAUAAAUAGGGCAAUAUGCCUGCUAACCAUUGUUAAAGCAAGGUUAUUUUUGGUAAGAAAGAAAGUACAACUUGCAAUUUCUCUGUGAGUAACCUUUAGAAAUGUUUGCCCUUCAGCUUUGCCGGCACUUAGUCAAUUGUUUCUUGCAGCCAUGUUGACUGGCCAAAAGCCCAAUGCUCUUGCUCACAGUGUAACAUACUAAGUCGUCCAGCCCACAAAGGUUUUGUGUAGGUUAUUUUAUGUAGCUAAUGAUGGUGGAUGUCGUGUCUUGCUACUUGUUUCUGUGCGAUUUAUUCACAGUCUUGGAUAUCAUUGACUGCUCCUCAGUUUCCAGGAAUUACUCUGCCAUUGUUGGAUAGAUAGGUGAGAAAAUUCCCCCAUACAAUUUCUAGAAUUGGUAAGUUACCACUUUUCAAAUUUAGCAAAUACCUGUUGGCACUCAAGCCUGGGCUUGUUGAUGAGUGUCUGUUAUCAUAUGUAAAGUACUGUUUUAAGGAAUAAAUAUGUAACAUGUCGCAGACUA